AUGUUUAAAGUCUUAUUUUGGAAUGCCAGAGGUGCUGGAAGUGAGAAUUUUCGAUCUGCUAUUGCGGACUUGGUUAAUUUACAUUCUGUGGAUAUUUUAGCUAUCUGUGAACCUCGUGUUCAAUUCAUUAAGGCUCGAGAUACUCUAAAAAAACUUGGUUUUUCUGACUUUAGAGUUGUUGAAGCUGAGGGCUUUUCUGGUGGUAUUUGGUUACUAUGGAACAGUCUCAAAGUUCAUGUUGAUUUCAUUGACAAAAAUUUCCAAUCUGUCUCCGUGAAAGUUUCUCUUCCUGGCAAGCCUAGUUGGAUGCUCACUGUGAUCUAUGCUAGCCCUACUAAUUCGGUUAGAGCUGAUCUGUGGCCUUACCUUGAUCAUCUCAUUGCUGAUAUUAAUCUCCCUUGUAUGUUUAUUGGAGAUUUUAAUGAAUUGAUUUCAAUUGAUGACAAAAGUUGUGGUCCUUUUACUGGAAGGUUUGGUGGUUUCAGGGAUUGGGUCAAUAGGAAUGCCUUGAUUGAUAUGGGAUUUCAAGGAUCUCGCUUUACCUGGAGUAAUAACAGAGUUAAAGAGAGACUGGAUAGAGGUUUUUGUAAUUGUUCUUGGAGGUCUUCUUUUGCUGAAGCCUUUAUCCAACACCUUCCCAAGACUAGAUCAGAUCACUGCCCUAUUCUGAUGCAGCUCUACUCCAAUAACUUUGUUAAUAGAGAGGCUAUUCCUUUUAGAUUUCAGGCUAUGUGGUUCUCUCAUGCUAACUAUGCUGAUUUUGUCUCUUCUACUUGGAAUUCUCUUACUGGUGAUUUUUCUGCUAAAGUUCAAGCCCUUUCUGUUGCUCUUGCUAAAUGGAAUAAAGAGGAAUAUGAGACCAUCAGAGAUCAAGAGAACCUUUUCUGGAGACAAAAAUCCAGAGACAAAUGGCUGCAAGGUGGAGAUAGAAAUACCAGGUUCUUCCAUCUAACUACUCUUGUUAGAAGAAGGAAAAAUAAAAUUGAGGGCUUAUUUGAUAAGAAUGGUAACUGGUUCACUGAUUCUGCCACUAUGAAAAAAAUCUCUGUUGAUUUUUUUGUUGAUCUAUUCUCUCUUAAAGAUGUUGAUGAUAUCAGAUUUAUCAUUCCUUGGUUGUUCCCUCCUAUCGAUCAGGUCACCUUAGAUAACAUCUGUCAGCCUAUUACUUUGUUGGAGGUCAAAGAGUCUUUGUUUGCUAUUGGUGGCCUCAAAGCUCCUGGCCAUGAUGGUUUUCCUGCCAUCUUUUACCAGAAUCAUUGGCAAACCUAUUCUGGUGAAAUUUUUCAAGUUGUUCAUGAUGCUUUUAGUUCCUGUAAAAUCCCCCCUGGCCUGAAUCAUACUAUCAUUUCUCUGAUUCCUAAAAUUGAUGGCCCUCAGCAUAUGGCUAACUUUAGACCCAUCAGCUUGUGCACUACCAUCUAUAAAGUCAUCUCCAAGAUCAUUGUUGCUCGUAUAAGGCCCUUGAUGCAGCACUUAAUCAGCCCUAAUCAGAUUGAGAUGGGACUUCAUUGA
Rosa rugosa (rugosa rose) is the source of this 1512-nucleotide messenger RNA. RefSeq lists its product as uncharacterized. Lineage: Eukaryota; Viridiplantae; Streptophyta; Magnoliopsida; Rosales; Rosaceae. The record is from RefSeq and is a predicted model, not a curated record. The coding region runs from base 1 to 1512 and encodes 503 amino acids. The transcript has 3 exons. Gene Ontology annotation, molecular function: catalytic activity.